AUGGAUUCUUUUAUGCACUGUGCCCCUACUCUGGUUGUCUGCUACAUCUGCAAGGACUAUUACACAGACCCUGUCACCAUUAACUGUGGACACAGCUUUUGUACUCCCUGUCUCUGCCUCCUGUCAGAAGAUGCCAAGCAUCCUACUCGCUGCCCUGUGUGCAAGGCAGUGUCUCCAUACAUGGACUUCAAAAGCAUUAUUUUUGCUGAGGCACAAGUUCGUGCUCAAAAAGAAUCAGUUGCCCAGCAGUUACCGAGGUCUACCAGGCAGAUGUGUGAAAUGCAUCAAGUACUAAAGAAUAUCUUCUGUGCAAAUGACAAGAUCCUGCUGUGUUCGCACUGCUCCCAUUCCCCAGGGCAUGUCAGUCACUUACACUGUCCAGUAUCACAGGUUGCUGAGCAUUGCAGAGAGAAACUUAUGAUGCAAAUGAAGUCUAUUUGGAAAACCAAGCAGAGAAAUCAGAGAAAUAUAAACAAAGAGUAUGACUUACUUGGAGUGUGGCAGAGUUUUAUAAAUAUAAGGAAGGUGAUGAUCAAGGCUGAAUAUCCUAAGGUGUACCGAUACCUCAACAAAGAAAAGCAAAGGCAUUUAGAAAGACUGACAACUGAAGGCAAGACGAUUUUUCGUCGACUCCGGAGAAAUGUAAUUAGAAUGCUUCAAAUGGGGAAACUUUUGAAAAGAAUGUAUGAGGAGCUGAAAGAAAUGUGCCUCAAAACAGAUGUGCACCUGAUCCAGGAUGUGGGAGACAUCAUGAGAAGGAGUCAGAUAAUGCAGAUGCACUUGCCUCAGCCUCUGAACCCACAGCUCAGUGCAUGGACAAUCACCGGGAUGUCUGAAAGGCUUAACAACUUCAGAGUGUAUAUUACAUUCGACAAUAACUUAAGGAAUUAUCGUGUGCCUCUGUUUGAAGACCUGAGUCAUUUAGAAUGCUGUGCCCACCAUCAAGAUUUGCCCCACAGUCCAGCAAGUCCACAGUAUAUGCCUUCAUGGGGAGCUCAGACUUUCACUUCUGGCAAACAUUAUUGGGAGGUGGAUGUGGGAAACUCUCAGAAUUGGAUUAUAGGACUUUGCAGGGAAUCCUGGAUGAAACGCAGUGAUAUGCUGCUCAACUCUGAGGGUAUCUUUCUACUUCUGUGUAUCACCUUGGAUGACCAUUGCCGUCUCUUCUCUGCCUCCCCACCACUGCGCCACUAUGUUCAAAGACCCCAGAGCUUGGUAGGGGUGUUUUUAGAUUAUGAAUUUGGUAUAGUAAGCUUUGUUAAUGUUGCCAACAGUUCCCUCAUUUGUAAUUUCCUCUCAUGUUCCUUCUCCUCCCCUCUCAGACCUUUCAUUUGCUAUGGACCCAAAUGA
This is a messenger RNA of Suricata suricatta (meerkat), 1350 nucleotides long. RefSeq names its product tripartite motif-containing protein 77-like. Gene Ontology annotation, molecular function: protein binding; zinc ion binding. The record is from RefSeq and is a predicted model, not a curated record. The transcript is spliced from 6 exons. NCBI's taxonomy places the organism in Eukaryota, Metazoa, Chordata, Mammalia, Carnivora, Herpestidae. The coding region runs from base 1 to 1350 and encodes 449 amino acids.